UGAACAGGAAAGGCUACCCAUGGGUUUUAAUCUGGCUCUUAAUCGGACAUUCAGACAAGGGUCUUCGUAGAAAUCGGGAAAUAAAAUUGAGAUAAGAAGGAUCUAGACCAUCAUUAUAUCAAUAUAUGACAGGUUUGACUACUGAACUGCCCUUGGAUUUGUCCAUAGACGUAUUGGACGAUUAUCAAAAGUAAAUAUAGAUAAACCUGGGGAUCACUGAGUGUACAAUGUCAUAUUGAAUGAGAUCAACUAUAUUCCGCAAAAUGGCGUUAGAGAGAUAUUUCAUUUCGGUCGUUGCUUUACUUUGUCUCGUCGUCUGUAUCAUUCAUGGUUGCAGAGAUGUAGACACCAGUGGUCAAUGUGGAGCAUGGGCGCGUCAAGGAGAAUGCGAGAAGAACCCCGUGUGGAUGGCAAACAAUUGCAUGUUAUCAUGUCAGAAAUGUGGUUGUGUGGAUUUUCACGGACAAUGUGGAACUUGGAAAAGUCAAGGGAGAUGUGAUAGUAAUCGAUCGUGGAUGGCAAACAACUGCAAACGGUCUUCUGGAAAAUGCACACCAGGUUGUGAGGAUUCCAACAGUCAAUGUGGACCUUGGGCAAGUCGGGGGAAUGUGACAAGAAUCCUCUGUACAUGCUGGAAAACUGCAAACGAUCAUGUGGGAAAUGCACACAAGCAACAAGCUCUGUGUGCAUUUCUGGUGGAUCUACAUAUGCAAUCGGUCGAAAAUGGGUCGAACGACACCCGGACGGAGUACUGAACAACUGUGAAUGUGCUAGACUGGGCAGCGUAACAGCAUUUACACGUCAAAUGACAACAGCGCAGCGCAACAAAGCCACUAAGCGUUGCAAACUUCAAGGCUGUUAUCUACAGGACCGUGCUUAUGCUCCAGGGAGCGUUGUGUACUCGGACUUGGAUCCCCAGCAGACUUGUCCUGUGACAUGUGUACCUGGUCGGGACAAAUAUAGUAGUUCGUCCACGGCUUUUCAUUUCAAUUGGGAUAUAUGCGAAUAACAUUCUGACUCGGAAAACGCAUAUGGCACAAGGAACAAACCGUGUACCACAUCGAUCAUCUUAUUCUGAUUAUCAAAGUAGAUGACAGUGAUGAAGUUUUAUUUGUCGAAAGGAGAACACAUUUAUAGAAGCCUUGAACUGAAUUCGCAUUUCUUAAUGCUGAAAUUUUCUCUCUACUGGCCUUAUUGCACCUUCAAGAAUUGAAAAUAUUUCGCUAUUUUUUCAUGUUCAAACAAAUAUGAUUAUCUUCCGCUUUCCAAUUACUGUGUAUUUUUAAUUGGACGAGUUACCCAUUUUCUUAUUAGACCCACUCGACAAAAUCCAGUACAUCACUGUAUAGCGUUUGCCUUGACACUGUAAAUCAAGUUUAAGAUAGAAAUAAAUUAAAUGCUGAAUGUCAAA
This is a messenger RNA of Owenia fusiformis, 1411 nucleotides long. The record is from the annotation of a GenBank genome assembly. NCBI's taxonomy places the organism in Eukaryota, Metazoa, Annelida, Polychaeta, Sabellida, Oweniidae.